Paramecium sonneborni is the source of this 1028-nucleotide messenger RNA. The record is from the annotation of a GenBank genome assembly. NCBI's taxonomy places the organism in Eukaryota, Ciliophora, Oligohymenophorea, Peniculida, Parameciidae.
AUGGAUUAGUUUGAAUUUGUGAAUCUUGAAAAGAAGCCAUAAGGCAAUAAAAAUAAUUAAAGAGGAAAAUAAAAUAUUAGAUAAAACAAAAAUGAUAGAAAUAGAAAUAGAAGAAUCUAAAGGGAUAAUUAACCAUUCAAAAAAUAAAGAAAGUAAUGGAGAUUUAAAGAUUAAUAAAGAUAAAAUGUAGAUAAUUUAUUAUAACAAUAAUAGCGUCCAUUUCAAUCUGAGAAUAGAAUAGUGGCAACUGGUAAAAAGAGAAGACAAUAAUAAUAAUAAUAAAGAAAAUUUAAUUAAAGACCUAAAGUCCCUAGAAAUAUCUAACCAAAUGUCAUCAUAUAAGGAUUGGAUCCAAAAAUGACAGAAGCAGGUUUAUAAGUAUUAUAAUAAAUUUACUAAUUUAGGAAGCUUGUAAAGAUUUUGGUCCAAUGAAUAUGUGCAAAUUAGAUAGAGAUAAUUUUGGAUAAGUGAAGGUAAUAUGAAAUAUUAACAUUUGACCAGCCAGAAGGAAUUGGUUUAGUUAGGUUUACAAGAGUAGAAGAUGCUAAAGCAUGUGUCGAAAAGCUAGAUGGUGUUACUGUUUAAAUUAUUGGAGAAAAUAACAAUGUAAUUUAUAUUUUAUAUUUUUUAGGAAAAAGUAAUAUCUGCAACCUUUGUUAGCGAUACCUAACAAACUGAAAACAAUAGAAAUAGAGGUGUAUUGAACAUUACUAAGAGACCUAUUAAAAAAAGGUAUUGAUUCAAUAAAAUUAAAAUAGAAACUGGACAAGAUGAAUUUGAAUAAACACAAAUAUGUUAUUUUAAACAAUUCAAAAAAUCAAUCAUUUAGAUUUAUUAAAAUAAAUCAUCCUAUUUUGAUAUUAGAUUAUGGAUAAAUCCUGAUAAAAUGUAUAAAUUAGGAAAUAAAUAUACUCCAAUUAUCAGGGAGUUAGACUUAUUUCUAUAUAUUUGAUGGCCUAUUCAUAAUCUACUCUCUUACAUUGUCCUUGUUUCAAAUACUUUUUCUUAAUAGUCAAUUAUUAAAUGCC